Messenger RNA from Fusarium odoratissimum NRRL 54006, 3332 nucleotides. RefSeq names its product pre-mRNA-splicing factor cef-1. Gene Ontology annotation, cellular component: spliceosomal complex; Prp19 complex. The coding region runs from base 138 to 2474 and encodes 778 amino acids. The record is from RefSeq and is a predicted model, not a curated record. Gene Ontology annotation, biological process: mRNA splicing, via spliceosome. The transcript has 2 exons. Lineage: Eukaryota; Fungi; Ascomycota; Sordariomycetes; Hypocreales; Nectriaceae.
CCCAAUCUGACUGAGUCAGCAACAAUUGCGCGCUGUAGAUGGAACUUGGAUAUUUUCAAGAAGCGUGUUUCGCAGCUUAGUCCAGGCUCCAUCAUAUUCAACCGUUAUCAAAAGCGCCCCCAGCAAACACCGCCGCGAUGCCCGUCGUCAAAGGAGGCGUUUGGACCAACAUUGAGGAUGAAAUCCUUAAGGCCUCCGUCUCCAAGUAUGGUCUGAAUCAAUGGGCGCGUGUCUCAUCGCUGCUGGCGCGCAAGACUCCCAAGCAGUGCAAAGCCAGAUGGAACGAAUGGCUCGACCCAAGCAUCAAAAAGAUCGAAUGGAGCAAGGAGGAAGAUGAAAGACUUCUCCAUCUCGCCAAGAUUAUGCCCACUCAGUGGCGCACAAUCGCUCCUAUUGUUGGCCGAACAGCAAACCAGUGUCUCGAACGAUACCAGAAGCUCCUCGAUGAAGCCGAAGCGAAGGAAUCGUCCAGCCUUGGGCUGAUGGGCCCAGAUGGAGGCGAAACACAAGCCCCCAGCGCCGAUGAUGUUCGAAGACUCCGACCCGGCGAGUUAGAUCCCGAUCCUGAGACGAAGCCUGCGCGACCCGACACCAUCGAUCUCGACGAGGACGAAAAGGAGAUGUUGAGUGAGGCUCGAGCUCGUUUGGCCAAUACGCAGGGUAAAAAGGCCAAGAGAAAGGCUCGAGAGCGUCAACAAGAGGAGUCGCGCCGUCUUGCGGCUCUGCAGAAGAGACGAGAGCUUAAGACAGCUGGAAUUAAUAUCAAGGUCACAACCAGGAAAAAGGGCGAGAUGGAUUACAACGCCGAUAUUCCUUUCGAGAGAAAAGCGCUCCCUGGCUUCUACGACACAUCAGAGGAAAUGGUGCAGAAUGAGGCGCAACGCGCAGCUUUCGAUCCCCGGAAACAACAGCUGGCCAACAAGCGCAAGGGUGAGGGCGAGGAUGACAACGACCGGAAGCGAAAGAAGACCGAUAAGGAUGGGGCGUCGGAAUCAUACAAGGCUGCUCUGAAGGCUGGUCAGCUACAGAAGAUCCGAGAGGCAGAGCAGAGCAGUAAGCGUCGUGGCCUGGUUCUGCCCGCUCCCCAAGUCAGCGAGGGCGAGUUGGAGGAUAUCGUCAAGAUGGGUAGGAUGGGUGAGGCCGCCAAUUUGAGGGCAAAGGAGAGUGAGAACGACGCUACUCGAGGACUUGUCAACACAUAUUCUACUCUGAACUCCGCUACCCCUAUUCGAACACCAAAAGCACCUGAACAAGAAGAUCACAUUGCCAACGAAAUCCGAAAUAUUCGAGCGCUCAACGACACAAAUUCUGUCCUUCUCGGUGGUGAGAACACCCCGCUUCAUGAAGGCGCAGCCUCGACUGGUUUCGAUGGCAUCGCUCCUCGAAAGCAGACCAUUUCUACGCCAAACCCAAUGGCCACCCCUCUACGGGCAGAUGGCGUGGGGGCCACGCCUGGUCGACCUGGACAAACGCCGAUGAGAACACCCAGAGACACCCUAUCGUUGAAUCAAGACGGGGGAAUGUCGAUGGUUUCGGUUACACCCAGAGACAUCAGGAUGAGAGAUAUGGCUUUGCGCACUCAGCUCAAGUCAGGUCUGGCUUCUCUUCCCAAACCAAAAGAUACGGAAUGGGAGUUCGAUAUACCCGAGGAAGAGAAGGAGUCUAUGCAAGUUGAUGAGAUGACUGAGGAAGAUGCUGCAGAGCGGGACCGUCGAGCACGUGAGAGGCAAGCAGCCGAAGAAGCCCUCGAAUUUCGUAGGCGAACUCAAGUUAUGCAGAAGAACCUCCCCAGGCCGGUUCAUAUCGAUCUGCCCAGUUUAUUGAAACAGGCUACCAGUAUUCCAGAUGUUGCUGAGUCUCUUAUUGCUAAGGAGUCAGCGAACCUGAUGGCGAAUGAUGCGAUGAAAUAUCCUGUCCCUGGUGGCGAAGUCAGUGGCGCCCCUAAGCCUCUCCAACAAAUCGACGACGAUGCUCUCGCGGAGGCACGUCUAUUGAUCUUGUCCGAAACGAAACCCCUUCCUAAGUUCGAGGAUAUCCAGACAGCAUUCGAAGCACGAGCAAGCAGCUCGCUACUCCUCGGUCUGGGCUGUUACAAUGAUGACGAGGAAGAGCAAGGGGCGGUCAUGAAGGUUGCAUUUGAUGCUGUUCAAGACUCCAUCAUGGCUUCUGCUGAAGCAGGCGCUAAGCUAGAGAAGAAGCUAUCACUUCAUCUCGGUGGUUAUCAGAAGCGACAGAAGAUGCUUCGUGAUAAGAUGGGCGAUGCUUCCGAGGCUUUGGAGAAGGCACGCGUCGCCCUGGCUGGUUUCAAGACGCUGGCUAUCUCAGAGGACGUGGCUAUCGAGCGACGACUAAGCGCUCUACGUGAGGAAGUCGGUUUCAUUAAUCGACGGGAGAGAGAAGCACAGGAGAGUUAUAGGAAUGCAAAGGAAGAGCUGGACGCGCUCAUGGCAUCUGGAGUUAACGGGGUUCAUUAAUUGAUGUGUUAUUCAUGGUGUAUAAAUAGGGGCUCAAUCGAGGCUAGCAUAUCUGGGUCUAAUCUAACAAUCUGUCCGCUAGGCAUUACGCUUGUAUACUUACUAUCUUUUCCGUUCCUCCUUUUGUCUUCACUUGAUAUAUGUUUUUGAGUUUAUUUGUGCUUUCUCACACCAAGACGGGGAAGCUUGAUCGGCCAGAUCAUCACCACAGAGGUAAAUGCAAACACGGCACAAGUGAUGAAUGUGAGUCGCAGUGCGGCUUCAUAACUCACGAUGACCUGUUCUCGGUACUUGGGCUCGAGCUUGGCCACCUCCUCAACUGACUCUCUCACGCGACGAAUGACCUCAUCACGACCUUCUCCUGUGACGUACUGUUUGAGAUAAUGGAGUAGAGCGUUCUGAACAACAAGUGAGCUACUUGCAACACCAAGUACCUGGCCGAGACUUCGCCACAGCAUGAGUGUAGAUGUCACAACAGCUUGCUCGGCUUGAGGAGAUGCAGCCAAUAUCGCCAUGAAUGUUCCUGGGAAUUGGAAUCCCUGUCCAAUAGAUGAUGGGAGAAGGAUGAAGAGAUAAACCCAUGAUGGGAGGUCACGCUGAAGGAAAACCAGGCCUAUGGUGCCGAUGAGUAUGCAGAUAGUACCACUUAAGACAGGCCACUUCAAGCGGCCAGUCCAAGUCACGGCAAAACCAACGAAAGUACCGGUUGAAGAGGCAGCGAUUGUUGGAAUGAUGAGGCGGAGACCAGAAGAGGUGGCAGAUGUGAGGAGGACAGCCUGAAAAUAGAGUGGACUGUAUGUCAUGUUAGCAAUAGGAUACUAAAGAGCAGUUUCAAGCUGCAGGAGAUAAUCCAGGCUG